AUGGAGGCCGGCACCCCCCCUGCGCCCCACUGCGCCCUGGAGCCCCCCCCGCCCCACGAGCCCGUCCCCGCCGCGCUCUGCGCCCUCGGGGCCCUCUGCGGGCUGCUCUGCGGGUGCUUCGGCUACCGCUGCUUCAAGGCCGUCAUGUUCCUCUCGGGGCUGCUCUUCGGCUCCACCGUCAUCUUCCUCCUCUGCUACAAGGAGCGGGUGCUGGAGACGGAGCUGAGCCUGGAGGCCAGCGCGGGCAUCGCCCUGGCCAUCGGGCUGCUCUGCGGGCUGGUCACGCUCCUGCUGCGCAGCGUGGGGCUCUUCACCACCGGGCUGCUGCUGGGGCUGCUGCUGGCCACCGCCGCCCUGGUGACGGUGACGCCGGCGGCGCCGGCGCCGCCGAGCCCCUGGGUGCCGGCGGGGGGUUUGCUGGGGCUGGCGCUGCUCUGCGCCCUGCUGGCCCUGCGGUGGCCCAAGGCGGUGACCGUCCUGGCCACCGGGCUCUGCGGCGCCGCCGCCGUGGUGGUCUGCGCCGAUUACUUGGCGGAGGGGCCGGCGCUGGCGCUCUACGUGCAGCAGCGGCUGCGGCUGGCGCCCGCCGGGGCCCUGUGCUGGCGGAGCUGGGCCCUGCUGGGGGCUUGGCCCGCGCUCGGCGCCCUCCACGUCCUGCUCCAGUGGAAGGUGACGGCCCGCGGGUGCUCCCACGGACAGGCCCCCCUCGUCCGGAGGCAGAAGCGGCUGCAGCCGCCGCGCAUCCGGCAGAAGGCGGCCAAGCGCGGGCAGAGCCUGGCCCCCCCCGAGGGCACCUACCGCCGCAAGCCCCCCCCCGUCCAGCGCUACGCGGGCGACGUGCUGGCCCCGAGCUACAUCCGGAGCCUGCGGGACCGGCAGCUGGAGAGCGGGACCAUGCCGGGCCCCCCCGCCGCCGACGGCAGCCCUGCUGCCCCCCCCCGCCGCCCCUGAGCCCCCGCAACGUGCCUUGGGGGCCCCCGAGCCCCCCCCCACCCCGUUCCCACUGUGCCUUCCCCUUUAAAUAUGCAAAUUAGGUGCCUGAUGCCCCGCCCCCUGGGCGUGGCCUAAGCGGGGAAGGGGGGGGUCCCCCUGGUGGUGGGGCAAAACCAGUGCCCCCCCCCCCACCUGCCCCACAGCUGCCAGCCCCAUAACCUGCCCCAUAACCUGCCCCACGGAGGGGAGAGCUCCUUCCCAGCCUCUGACGUGGCGGGGGGGGGGGGGAAGAGGCGGGGGAAGGUGGGGGGGGCCCCCUAAAACCAAGCCCCGCAUUUAUUUUUGUAGGACCUACCCAAACCCUGCGCACAGCCCCGGGCCCAGCCCAGCUCCCCCCCUCCACUGUCGCUGGGGGGGGGGUCCCAAAAGCCUUAACCCCACUGUGGGGGGGGGGGGGUGUGUCUUGCCCUGCCAUGGAGCCCCCCCGGCCCCCCAGCCCUGCCCUGAGUCCCGCCCCCCCGGGCUUGUAGGGGGGAUGAUGCCUUAAGGAGUUGGGGGCGGGGCAGCAUGAGCCCCCCCAGUGCUGCCAGGAGACCCCCCUCGGCACCCCCGGAGGUGCCACCAGCCCGGGGGGGGGCUCUGGGGACCCAAACACUCGGCCAUGCGGCACCCACACCUCCUGGCGAGAACCCCCCCUAGCGCCCCCAUCACUGCCGGGGUAGGGCGGGGGGGGGGUCCGACCAGCCCCUGCCCCCCCCCCCCCCCGCAGCCCCCCCAUGGGCUCAGCAGUGGGGCAGGGAGGGGGGGGUCUGCCAUCCCCAGGUGUCGUUCCCCCCCCCAGCUCCCCGAGGCCGGGAAAGGCAGGACGGAGCCCCCGGCGCCGGGUCACUACUGCAAUUUUAUUAU
Messenger RNA from Chroicocephalus ridibundus (black-headed gull), 1839 nucleotides. RefSeq names its product transmembrane protein 198-like. Bases 1 to 951 code for a protein of 316 amino acids. Gene Ontology annotation, biological process: positive regulation of canonical Wnt signaling pathway. NCBI's taxonomy places the organism in Eukaryota, Metazoa, Chordata, Aves, Charadriiformes, Laridae. The transcript is spliced from 4 exons. Gene Ontology annotation, cellular component: cytoplasmic vesicle; plasma membrane. The record is from RefSeq and is a predicted model, not a curated record.